Molecule: messenger RNA, 2007 nt
Organism: Pelodiscus sinensis (Chinese soft-shelled turtle)
Lineage: Eukaryota; Metazoa; Chordata; Testudines; Trionychidae
Source: RefSeq, a predicted model, not a curated record
CUGUUGGAAAUCAAUGUUAACGCCUCAAAUCCCACUUCGCAGCAAAAAGAAAGCCAGCGCGGUUUUUAAAACUCGGGUUCAAUGCUGUGCAAGCGAGUCUGGGGGGUGGAAAGCCCCAUCCCAGUGCAUUGCAGGAAUGUCAUCUGCAGUGGAAAGUAGACCCAACCGUACAAAAGGAAGAAGUUUUAUUGGCCAAAAGGCUGAAAAUAAUGCUUCUGGAAAGUCCUAUGAUGUGAACGACUUUGCCGCACAAAUCCUUACUGGAAAACUGACUACAGUUUUCCUUCCUAUAGUCUAUAUCGCAGUGUUUCUGAUUGGUUUACCAAGCAAUGCCAUGGCUUUAUGGGUCUUUUUCUUCAGAACAAAAAAGAAACAUCCAGCUGUGAUUUAUAUGGCUAACCUGGCACUAGCAGAUCUUCUGUUUGUCAUCUGGUUCCCUCUCAAGAUUUCAUAUCAUAUAAAUGGCAACAACUGGAUCUAUGGUGAAGGACUUUGUAAAGUACUUGUUGGAUUUUUUUAUGGAAAUAUGUACUGCUCCAUACUUUUUAUUACUUGUCUCAGUGUGCAAAGGUACUGGGUCAUAGUGAACCCCAUAGUACAUACAAGAAAGAAGUCUGAAAUAGCAAUAGCAGUUUCAGUUGCAAUAUGGAUUCUGAUUUUGCUGAGUACCAUUCCAUUGUAUCUUGUUGAUCAAACGGCAUAUAUUUCAAAUCUUAAUAUCACUACUUGUCAUGAUGUGUUGCCCCAGAAUGUAUUGGCUCAUGACAUGUUUAAUUAUUUCCUUUCUCUAGCAAUUGGAGUCUUCUUAUUUCCAGCUGUUCUCACUGUUGUUGCCUAUGUACUAAUGUUUAAGACUCUGAAUGCUUCCAAUUUAGAAGUAAAUGUGGGAAAGAAACGGAAAAGAGCAAACAAGCUCAUUAUUACAGUACUAUCCAUAUAUCUUAUCUGUUUUACACCUAGUAAUAUUCUACUUGUAGUGCACUAUGCACUGAUCAGGAGCUAUGGCCAAAGUAAUGUAUAUGCUUUGUAUAUAAUAGCGUUGUGUCUUUGCACUCUGAACAGUGGCAUUGAUCCUUUCAUCUAUUACUUUGUUUCAAAAGAUUUUAGAAACAACCUUAAAAAUGCUCUCCUUUGCCGAAGUGUACGAACUGUGAAGAGGAUGCAAGUCUCUCAUUCAUCAAGUAGACACCCUAAGAAAUCUAACUCUUAUUUUUCCAGUUCAAACACAACUAACACAACUUACUAAAUUUUCACUUGUAUCAGAAAAAUGAACAUUUAUUAAUAUAGCAGUGAGCCUACUGUGCACAGCAUGAAUCUCUUGUAAAAAUAAGCCCAUAUGAAGGAACUGUCUGUUGGAUUCACACUGGAACUUUAAUUUCAAAACUGGCAAUUGAACUCUAUGAAUUCCACUUGGGAAUAUUGAAUGGCAUGGAAAAACCAGAUGCAUCCUGAGUUUCAGAUACACUUUUUUUAAGAUCUCUAAAUGGCUGAAAACUACUGUAAAGCAUUACAGUAAUGUGAUUGUGCCUUCAACUUAAUCACCCCUGUGUUUAACUCUAAGUUAAUGAAGGAUGCUUUAUUUUUAUUCCUUGGAUUUUAUUAUGUACUAUUUUUAUAUACUAUAAACAGUUUAUCUUGUUUCUUUAGGGUCUUGCCCUUAGUAAAUACUUUAAUAUUUAUGAAGUUAACGAGGGCAAAGAAGCCUCAAGAGGUCAGUUUCUUAUGUGGAGUAGAUUCAUCUUGUCUGUCAGACUUUCCUGUUGCAAUAAUGAAACUGGGAAACCUGCAAAGAUUAUACUGAUGAGAUAGGAAACUGACUGUUAUCAGCUCGCACUGAAAUAAAUUAGCCUGUUCUUUGGUAGAAAUAGUAUACUGUAUUUGUAGAAUUAUGUCCUAUAGCUGUUUCACUUUUACACACUACUUCAUUUGUAUUAAUAUAUAUAUAUAUAUAUAUAAUGUAAAUUAAGUCUUUUUUAUAACAUACUGUUUGGAAGUCACUUGUGUUCU